AUGAACGGCACCAGUUCCCAGUCAGGACGUGUUGAGGUGGAGUACAGAGAAACGGAAGUUCGUUUAUCAGAUGGACCCACAAGGUAUGCAGGUCGACUCGAAAUACAGAAUAAUUCUGUUUGGGAGACAGUUUGCUCUGACCUCGUAGAUAACAAGACGGCAGUGGUCGUGUGCAGGAUGCUAGGGUUUGAAGGAGGAAACAUAAGUGUUUAUUACGAUGGCCGUUUCAAAAAUGGUAGCGGAUCGAUGAAAUCGCAUGGAUACGACUGUCAAGGGAACGAGACCGAUAUUGCGAAUUGCAAAUCAACAGAAACUAUCGUUUCAUGCUCUACAAGACUUAGCGCUGCAUUUAAUUGUUAUUCGAACACACCAAUAAGGCUUCAGGACGGGACGACGAUGUUUAAUGGAAGAGUUGAGAUUUACGAACGAGAAAACGCAGCAAACGGGUACUGGAGGGAAAUGUGUUACGAUCAAUUGACUAUCCAGGAUGCGAUGGUUUUGUGUAAAAUGCUUGGGCAUCCUAAUGUGCAUCCGAGAACAUUUAACGCGUACAGUCAAUAUAAUUCUUAUGGAAGGUUUUCUACAAUAAGCAGUAUUGGUUGCACUGGUAACGAAACGGACAUAAGUGGAUGCACACCCAGCAACCAAUGGGCAUUGACAUACUGUAGCACAAGCAAUCGUGCUGCAAUUAACUGUGCUCAAAAUUCCACUGUCAGGGUCGCAGAUGGACCUUCAAUAAAAGCUGGAAGAGUCGAGAUCUUGUAUAAUGGAACUUGGCUGGGAAUAUGUCGUCAACGAUUAAUCAAUUAUAAUUAUAACGACAUCACGGCACAUGAUAUAAACAUUAUUUGUAAACAUCUGGGCUACAAUCAAAGUGGGUACUUGAUGAGCGAAGUACAGCCACGCAGCAAAAGUGUCGUUCGGAACCUUGACUGUAGCAGUACAGAAGGGGACAUCUCAGAUUGUAAAUCUGACACAUGGGGUAUUGAGUAUCCGUGUGACCAGGCAGCCAUAGUAUGCAACAGUAGCGUCCGUCUAGUGAACGGCAGCAGUGAGAGAUCCGGUCGUGUGGAAGUGCUGCACCAGGGACGCUGGGGAACCAUCUGUGCUGACGAAUUUACAAACAGAGAGGCUGAUGUUGUCUGCAGAAAAGCUGGCAUACGACUUUGGUUUGAUUGGAUAAAACAUUGACAUUACGCAUUUAUGUUGUGACAUCAAUAGCACAUUUUAUCUCAUUAACAAAAUGUCAUUAAAAAAAAAGUAAUCCGAGAUAAUAGACGCCAGCAAGGUUUGUCAUCAGCUGUGUGUUUUUAUACACAUUUGAUUUCCUUGAAAUGAUAAUAAUUAAGGAAAUUCAUACAAAUAAUUAUUAGCGCUAUAUUUUUUAUUCAUUAACAGUUCAUAACAUUCUUA
This is a messenger RNA of Dreissena polymorpha, 1413 nucleotides long. RefSeq names its product neurotrypsin-like. Gene Ontology annotation, cellular component: membrane. NCBI's taxonomy places the organism in Eukaryota, Metazoa, Mollusca, Bivalvia, Myida, Dreissenidae. The transcript is spliced from 9 exons. Bases 1 to 1191 code for a protein of 396 amino acids. The record is from RefSeq and is a predicted model, not a curated record.